This is a messenger RNA of Caenorhabditis sp. 36 PRJEB53466, 1766 nucleotides long. The record is from the annotation of a GenBank genome assembly. Lineage: Eukaryota; Metazoa; Nematoda; Chromadorea; Rhabditida; Rhabditidae.
AUGUUCGAACGAAUGACUGGAAACGGCAAUGGAAACAAAAUGAAUAUGCGGAUCGUGAUUCUUGACGAGCUGUUGAAUCGCGAAAUGGAUGGAAGCAGCGAUGGGUCUUCUGCCAGGGUUUGUGGAAUUUCGUUUGUGGAAUUUGCAAAGAAGUUUUCAAAAGAUUGAAAUGACGAAUUUGAUGGGAUACAUUCGAAAAAAGGUUAUGUAUUUCUAAUAAUUCGAUUCAAUCUAACUUUGUUAGAACUUGUACGCACGUCAGAGCUUUUUUCUAGAGCUCACGAAUUUCAGGUGAACUCGUUGAAGCAGGUGAUCAGGCGUAACAAGCUUGACAUGGCCGAUGAUGCUCCGUCUUCGUUGGACUUGAUGAGACGGGUAAGACACGAAAACACGACAAAACCGUCGGAUGUAAUUCAGAUAUUUCAAAAUGAAAUUUCCCGUGAAAUUCAUCAAAUCAUGGAGCGUCAUACCAGAACCACGCUGAUGCCAGCCAUUGAAAACCUUCGCAGAAACGGACACGUAAGGCGUUGGAAACCAUUUCUCAAGUGUGCAUUCUCAAUGCAGGUUGUGGACGAAACUGUGCUUAACGGACUGUACUGUAACAUUCUGGAGGCAGCCAAAAAACCGUACUUGAAGGAGCCAGAGCCCGUUCCGCCAAUCUUCGUGAACGGAAACAGCUUCAUCGACAUUAAUAGUCAAGAGCACGAGAACAACUUGAAGGUUGGUUGAAUUAUCGGAAUUGGAAACGGAUUUCGAGUACAUUAGCGCGCAUAAAAAUCAGAACUGUUUCAAAGUCAAGAAAUUGCAGAGAGGAUAUGAGUCUGACAGCUCCGAUGUGUCCGGAGUCAGCCAUUGCUCCGAUGCAAAACGUCGUCGUGGUCGCCCACGCAAAGACGAGGAAGCGUACCGUCUGGAGAUGACUCCUCCGACGAUGAGCGAGGUUAUCCGUUGGAAUCCGGAUCGCAUCGAUUUGAACACUCGUUUCGUGACUGCCCAGAAAGUGGCGCACGUGCUCCAGAUCCCACCGUCUCUUCUCUUCAACAAGUAUCCACGCAUGUUCAGAGUAAGACCGUCUCUUUCUAAUCAGACCGUUCAUUAAUUACUUUCAGUAUUCGUGCGACGAGGACGACAAGAACAUUCUCCACGAUCAGAGCCGACUGAUUCGUGCGCCCGGUCGCUGCUAUCUUCUGAUCGCCGAAGACACCCGCCAACUGGUGGCCCCUUCUUACUUGUGAGUUUGAUGAAAAGCAAGAAAACGCGAAAGAAAACGGACGGAAGAGAUUAUCUUCGGAGCCUCCUCAUGGAUAAUGAUUGCUUUGGAUUUGUGUGCGCUCCAUCGGGCAGCACUUCCCGAAUAUACUUGAACAAGCAACGCCGAUUAAAAAAAGAAACAAUAAAUAACGAAUAUUCGAGAAAAAAUACAAGAAAAGAGAGAAAGAUUGAGAAAAACUAAACAAAUUUUGACAAAAUCAGAGAAAUAUGUUUAUAAAACUGUGCGAAAAACUUUUAUUGCAAGUUGUCCACGAGAAGUACACGGCGAGUUCAGCGUCAGCGAAAAAAGAUUACUGUAGGCUGUAAUAAAAAUUUCUCUAACGACUUCAUAAUAAAAAAUUUAAAUUUUCAGCCAGGAAAUCCUGAACCACUCGUUCCUAAUAUCGGAACCGUUGCUCUCGAAGAUCCGCCAGAAAGCUGCUCCGACUUUCGAAAAGUACAAAGUGUUCCUGCCUCCGCAAUCCGCCAGCUACCUUCUUUCCGAUUUCAAAUGA